CUGUAGCAAAAUGGAAUAAAAACUGCGAGUCCAAAACAAAAACCAAACAAGUUUGUUUCCUAAUUCAGAAGAAACUAUAAGUUGUCAUUAGGGAUUCAGGACAUAGAGAAAAACGAAGAAGAGCAAGUCGUCUUUGGCGACCGUAAAGACAGUAUCUUUGUCUUCCCAAUCCUUGUUGAUCUGAGAUAGAAGAUCGCUGUUGCUUGUUACGAUGUCUAGGCAGAGUCAGUUAUUUACACUGCUUAAGAGAAGGUUUCAUUCACCUUCGUCUAGCGAUGCCCCAACGGAGACCUUAAGGAAAAAACUAACUGAUUUGCAAAAAAGCAAGAAACGAAGGAACCCGAUAAAGAAUCAGUUUCUCGUCGAGGUUCCAGAAUCGAGAUCGUAUUUGGACACGGCAACGAUGCCUAUGUUCCUAGCCGUGGUCGGUAUUGCAUUGUUUGCAAAAGUGUUAAUGAUGAUUGAUGAUUCGAAAUCUCAAGAAAUGAUUGAACGGAAGAUAAAGAAUGCACCAGAAGGGCAGGGCACAGUGCGGAUGAUCGAGCGUGAGGAGUGGGAUGAGUUUAGAGAAGUAAGGCCAAGAACACCUUUUGAGUCCAAGCUUGCUCGCCCAAACGCACAGAUAAGAACUGGAGAGCCUGUGCGCAAGGAUGACUUGAAGAACUGGACGAUAGACGUGCUAACAAAUGCACUUUCACGAACUGAAGAAAGUGUUCGUCGCGGUUCCAGUUGAUUUUGAUUUAUUUUUCUCAGUAUUAUAUAUCCUGAGAACCUAGUAGUCAAGAAAAGUUUUCUUAUGUGUGUAUCAUUUGUGUUUGGUAAUAAAGUGGCAAAACUUAUCUGGAUGCUUCCAUGUCGGAAUCAAAAUAGCUUCUUAAAAUUCA
This is a messenger RNA of Raphanus sativus (radish), 884 nucleotides long. RefSeq lists its product as uncharacterized. The coding region runs from base 212 to 733 and encodes 173 amino acids. The transcript has 4 exons. NCBI's taxonomy places the organism in Eukaryota, Viridiplantae, Streptophyta, Magnoliopsida, Brassicales, Brassicaceae. The record is from RefSeq and is a predicted model, not a curated record.